AUGGAUGUUGAAACGAUUAAGCAUCACUUUUAUAUGUCUGGAUUUGUUGAUAACUAUUUUAUCUGGAAGCAUCAAGGAGAAAAAGAUGUGAUUGGUGAGAUUUCUUUUGAUCGGGAUUUGAAUGGUGGUGCUACACCUGAAUUCGGAUAUGAUAAUCUAUACCAUCAAAUGAUUUUUUAUGUAGUUGGUCCUAACUUUCCCCAAUGUUCAAGUUGGCAAUCUUUUAGCAAUUUUGAACCUGAGUCGUCUAAUCCUUGUGAACCUUCAAUGGAGGAAGAUCCUAAUCCCGAGUCCCAAAAAUUAUAUGAUUUGCUACAAGCAGCUGAUGCAAAAUUAUAUCCCAUUUCAUCCCUCUCUAAAUUUGCUAAUGUCUCUCGAAUAUACAAACAUCGUGUUGGCUCUCAUAAGAAGAAAUUGAUCCCUUACAAGAAAAUGUAUUAUUUUCCUUUGACUCCUAGAUUGCAAAGAUUGUAUGCAUCCCAUGCUAUAGCUGCCAACAUGAGAUGGCAUCAUCAGCAUACAAAAGAGGAUGGUGUAAUGCGUCAUCCAUCAGACUCUGAGGCUUGGAAGCACUUCAAUGACACUCAUCCUUUUUUUGCUGAUGAACUAAGAAAUGUAAGGAUGGGGUUAUGUACUGAUGGUUUCCAACCAUUUAAUCAGUCUGGGAGCAAAUACUCUUCAUGGCCAGUGAUUGUCACACCUUAUAAUUUACCUCCAGGAAAGUGUAUGAAAGAGGCUUAUACGUUCUUAACAGUCAUUGUUUCGGGGCCAAACAAUCCCAAACAUAAAAUUGAUGUUUAUUUGCAUCCUCUAAUAAAGGAAUUGACUUUGUUAUGGGAGACAGGCGUGGAAGCAUUUGACAUCUCAAAAAAGAUGGAGUACUUCUGGAGAGAUCUUAAGAACUUUCUUAAAGGCAAGACUUUCCAAAGAUCACCACCACCCUAUAGAACAGGAGAGGAAAUAUUGAAUCAAAUUUGUGAUUUGGACAUAAGAAAAGUAACAGAGGUAGAUGCAAAACAAGUCAAUCGAAGAAUAUGUAAGUCUUGUGGGUGGAAAGAGAGAAGCAUCUUUUGGGAUUUGCCUUAUUGGAGAUUUAACAUGAUUCGACAUAAUCUUGAUGUCAUGCAUAUUGAAAAAAAUGUCUUUGAUAAUGUGUUUAACACAGUUCUUAAUUUUGAUGACAAAACCAAAGACAAUCCACAAUCACAUCAAGAUAUGGUAGAGUAUUGUGAUCGACCUCAAUUGGCAAAGGAUAGUAAUGGAAAAUAUCCCAAAGCUGUAUAUACGAUAGACAAGAAAGCAAGACACAUCUUGUUCAAUUGGGUGAAAGGCUUAAAGUUUCCAGAUGGGUAUGUUUCCAAUUUGGGUAGAUGUCCAGACACAAAUGCAAAAAGGAUAUUUGGCAUGAAAAGUCAUGAUUGUCACGUGUUCAUGCAACGACUGUUGCCUAUUGCCUUUCGCGAACUACUUCCUAGUAAUGUGUGGCAAGCACUUACAGAAUUGAGCUUAUUUUUCAAAGAUCUUACUUCUACAACUCUACGAGUUGAUGACAUGGAGAGAUUAGAGAGAGACAUCCCACAAAUCUUGUGCAAGUUAGAACGUAUAUUUCCUCCUGGAUUCUAUGACUCGAUGGAACAUCUUCCUGUACACCUUCCAUAUGAAGCAAGGAUAGCUGGACCUGUACAAUAUCGAUGGAUGUACCCUUUUGAAAGGUAUCUAGGAACUCUUAAAAGGAUGAUUGGAAAUAAAGCUAGUGUUGAGGGUUCCAUUUGUGAAGCGUACUUGAUGACAGAGUCAACACAACUGUUUUCUCAUUAUUUUGAACCUCAUGUCAUGACACGUAAUCAUAACGUGGACUGUAAUGAUGAUGGUGGGGAUAAGGAAGAUAUUGAAGUCCAAUGCAAUCCCAUUGAGAAUGAAUUAUUGCGUAGUCUUGCUCGUGGACCAUUAAUAGAUGCUACAUGUUACUCUACGUAUUUUGUUAAUGGAUACAAAUUUCACAUAGAAUGUCAUGGUAGCACAAGAUCAACAAUGAAUAGUGGAGUUUGCAUCUCGGAUCCAAAUUUUGGUGAUUAUUAUGGACAUAUAAAAGAGAUAAUACAAGUGGAAUAUCGUGAAGCACCUUUAAAGCAAACUGUAUUAUUCAAAUGUGAAUGGUUUGACCCAACUAUGGAUGUUGGUGUUUAA
Molecule: messenger RNA, 2187 nt
Organism: Solanum tuberosum (potato)
Lineage: Eukaryota; Viridiplantae; Streptophyta; Magnoliopsida; Solanales; Solanaceae
Exons: 6
Coding region: 1-2187 (728 amino acids)
Source: RefSeq, a predicted model, not a curated record